UUCCUUCCCAACGAUGUGAAACCUCCAGUGAAAGAAGCACAGCAAUACUGGAGUCUUAGAAUUUGGUUCACGCAGGGUCAUGAGCAGACAUUCCGUGUACAAGACUUUGAAUUGCACGCUUACUUCUAUUCAACAAUGAACUCUACUGUGAAUGAGACGACGUAUGUGAGCAGUGACCAUGCGGAAUUGGAGAUUGGUGCCGAGGAGAAGAAUGCGUUCAAAUGUUCAGAUUCUGCUUUGGGUUUUGUCGAUGCGACCGUCAAUCUCAAGAAUCUCAAAGUGAUCGCUUUCGCUAAUCUUAACAGCACCGACUUUCCGAAGGAACAACAGUUCGAGCAGUGCAGUUUGGAUGUUCGAACGUCGGAUAUAGUGCCAAUCAUUGUGGGUGCCUGCCUAGCUGGUCUCGUGAUUGCUGUUUUAAUCGCUUACCUCAUCGGACGUGCACGUGCUAAACGUCAGGGUUACGCAUCUGUAUAA
Messenger RNA from Anisakis simplex (herring worm), 477 nucleotides. The record is from the annotation of a GenBank genome assembly. NCBI's taxonomy places the organism in Eukaryota, Metazoa, Nematoda, Chromadorea, Rhabditida, Anisakidae.